Messenger RNA from Pneumocystis jirovecii RU7, 3744 nucleotides. RefSeq lists its product as uncharacterized. Gene Ontology annotation, cellular component: endoplasmic reticulum exit site; COPII vesicle coat. The record is from RefSeq and is a predicted model, not a curated record. Bases 1 to 3744 code for a protein of 1247 amino acids. Gene Ontology annotation, biological process: intracellular protein transport; endoplasmic reticulum organization; COPII-coated vesicle cargo loading. The transcript is spliced from 10 exons. NCBI's taxonomy places the organism in Eukaryota, Fungi, Ascomycota, Pneumocystomycetes, Pneumocystales, Pneumocystaceae. Gene Ontology annotation, molecular function: protein binding; structural molecule activity.
AUGGUAAAACUGAGAGAAAUCCCGCGCACAGCAGCAUUUGCGUGGAGUCCAUGUGAUGAAGGAACAUGGCUAGCAACAGGGACGAUUCCAGGCGUAAUUGACUCUGGAUUUUCAAAUAGAAUGGAUUUGGAGCUUUGGGAGGUUGAUUUAAUGGAUUGGUCACCAGAAUCAUUUGAAUUGGCACAGCCAAAUAAUGUAAUUUCAUGCACAACGAGAUUCAAUGAUAUUGCAUGGGGAUGUGGAUUUGAAGGACGUAAAAAAGGGAUCAUUGCAGGUGCAAUGGAAAAUGGGGCAUUAAAUUUGUGGGAUGCAGAUUUAAUAUAUUCUGGUGCAAGUGAAAGUGAAUGCUUGAUUGCACAAAAUACAACACAUAGUGGUGUUAUUAAAAGUUUAGAUUUUAAUACGACGCAGACGAAGUUAUUAGCAUCAGCAGGUGAAAAUGGAGAGAUUUGGAUUUGGGAUAUGGAAUGUCCCAUGAAACCGUAUUCUUCAGGACAAAAAUCGAAUCAAUUAGGUGAAAUUCAAUCUAUAGCAUUUAAUAAAGACCCAAAAGUCCCAUAUAUCUUGGCUACAGCAGGAAACACUGGGAUUACGUCAGUUUGGGACCUUCGUGCAAAAAAAGCAGUUGUAAAUCUUCAAUUUCCUGGAGUAGGUGGAGGGAAAAAGGGCAUGAGUUCAGUGAUAUGGCACUCAGAAUUUGCAACAAAGAUUGUUACCGCAUCAGAGGACGAUACAACGCCUGUCGUAUUGAUGUGGGAUUUAAGAAAUUCACAUGCACCAGAAAAGGUACUGUCUGGUCAUGAAGCAGGUAUAUUGUCAGUAUCGUGGUGUAAACAUGAUUCAGGACUUCUUUUGUCAUGCGGAAAAGAUAAUAGAACAUUAUGUUGGGAUCCUUUUUCUGGAGAAUUGAUUGGUGAAUUUCCGAGAUCCAAUAAUUGGGUAUUCAAAGUAUCAUGGUCUCUAAAAAAUCCAGAUGUAAUUGCAAACGCUUCUUAUGAUGGAAAAAUAGUCAUUCAAACAAUCCAAACAACUCAAACUCUUGAAAACAAGGUUGAUACUACAUCGAACAUUUGUAACGCAGAUUUCUUUGAUAAUAUUCCGUCAUAUACGGAAUCAAGUGAAUCCUUAUUACUAUUAAAAAACCCUCCUAAAUGGCAUAUUAAGAAAUGUGGCGCAAGUUUUGGAUUUGGUGGAAAAUUAGUAACUUUUGGAACUAAUGAAAUUCCUGGAUCAAAUACUAUCAAAAUUUUAAAUGUUACAGAAGAAUCAAGUAUUAUUGAUAAUGCAAAUAAUUUUGAAGAAAUUUUAAAAAAUAAUGAAAUCAAAACGUAUUGUCAGAAAAAAGUUCAAGAAGUAGAUGAUCUUUUGCAAAAACAGAUUUGGGAAAUUCUUUUUAUUCUUUUACAUGAAGACUUUAGGGAUAGAUUUGCAACUUUUCUUGGUUUUAAAAAAGAUAAUAUUGAAAAUGAUUUAUUAGAAAAAAUUAAAAAUAUUUCUUUAAACAAGGAGUCUCAAGAGAUUCAGGAUGAUCAAGAAGCAACUAAAUCAACCGAAGAAGAUCUAGGUGAUUUAUUUAAAAAGCAUAAAACAAAUAAUGAUUUUUUGAAUCUUAAAUUAUCUAAUCCCGAAAAUAUAUUUUCCCAUUUAUCUUUGUCAAAUGAACAGUUUUCAAUAUUUAAUGAUGAUGAUUCAGAAUUAAAUAAAAUUAUUACUAAAUCAAUUUUUUUAGGACAAUUUGAUAGAGCAGUUGAUUUAUGUUUACAAGAAAAUCGACUUUCAGACGCUUUAAUGUUUUCUUUUUGUGGGGGGAAAGAAUGUCAGAAACGUGCACAAAAGGCAUAUGUUAGGAAAUAUAAUAAUGUGUCUUAUAUUAGAUUAUUGUCAUCUAUAAUUGAAGGUGAUUUGCAGGACGUAGCAUUAAAUACAGAUUUAAAAGAUUGGAAAGAAGCUCUUGUUAUUAUAUGUACAUUUUCAAAAUCUGAAAAAUUUUCAGAAUUAUGUGAUACAUUAGGUGAUCGAAUAAAUACUGAAUUUCGUUCUAAAAGUGCAGAUUUUCAGAUAAGAAAUCAAGCAGUUUUAUGCUAUCUUAUGGGUACAAAAUUAGACAAAUUAAUUAACAUUUGGGUUGAAGAAUUUCAAGAAAAAGAAGUAUCUAUAUUUAAACAUAUUGAAACAACUGAUAAUUCAAAUACUUCACCUUAUUCUAUGUACGCAAAACUUCUUCAAGAUUUUAUUGAAAAAAUAACUAUUUUAAAAAAAAUUAUAAAUUCGAAUGAUAUAGAAAAAUCAAUCAAUCCAGGUACUUUAUCUUUGUUAUUUAAAAAAUACAAUGAUUAUGCAAACAUAAUGGCAUCUCAAGGGAAUUUUGUUCUGGCUCAAAAAUAUCUUAGCUUAUUGCCAGAUAAUUACAAUGAUUCUAUGAUGGCAAAAGAACGUAUUGCUAAAUCCUUAAAUCUUUGUCCAAACACAAUACUUAAAAAUUCGAACAAUCUUCAACAGCUUCCUUAUACUCCACUGUUAUCAGAGUCAACAUCAAAUUCAUAUUCAACUAAUUUAUAUACUCCUCAGGGUUAUAGACCAUACACUCAAGGCUCAAACACAAUUAAUCAACAAGUUAACCCAUAUUUAACAAAUAGUAUUCAACCACCAGAGCAAAAACCUUCAUAUGCAACUGCUUCAAUACAGCCUACAUAUACCACUAUUUCAUCACAACAAAAAAGUUCUCCAGCAUGGAAUGAUGCUCCUAUUCUCCAACCACUUAAAAAACCUAUUCGACCUUUAAGCCAUAUAUCUUCACCAUUUGGACAAAACAUUGUCCAAAGUGAUCAAAACAACUUUAUAAAUAAAAAAAUUGAUCAAUAUUCUUUAAAAACACAGAAACAAGCUUAUAUUCCACCACCUCCAAUGGUUGGACAGAAGUAUCAAGGAUAUUCUCAAACUAUGCAAACUAACACCCAAGGGCCAUACAGUUUACCUUGUAAUGUUCAAUCAAAUAAUUCGUAUACGAAAAAUAGUCCAAAUGUUCCUGAAAUAAACACAGCAGGGCUAAAUAUCUAUGGAGCAAAUAUACCUUAUAAUUCAACAUAUAAUGUUCAGCCUUAUGUAAAUCCUAACUAUUCAAAGUCAUCACCAAAACCAAUGGUUUCUCCAUCAAAUACUGAACAAUCCGAGUCUCUUACGAAAUCUAACCAAUCAUUUGGAUCAUAUACCAGUCAGACAAAAGAAUUAUACUCUCGACAGGAAUCAGAUGCAAAUUCACCUCAAGAGCAAAAUAUUUAUCCUGCCCAACAAUCAUAUCAAACGCUUUUGAAAACCGAGCAUCAAAGGCCUCCACAAAAUAAUACUCCUGCAUUAGGAUUUGUUUCAAAAUCCACAACAUUACAAAAUUCAAAAUAUCCACCAGGUGAUCGAUCACAUAUACCAUUAUCUUUAAAACCAAUUUUUGAAGGUCUUUCAUCUGAAAUGGAAAAAGUUAAAAAAUAUGCUCCGUCAGGAUUUACUCGGCAAAUACAAGACACAGAACGACGAUUGAACAUUCUUUUUGAUCAUCUUAACAAUGGUACUGAUUUAUCCAAUGAUUUAUUAGAUGAAAUGAGAAUUCUUGUAGACGCCAUGUUGGCUAAAGAUUAUCAAGUUGCUUUGAAUGUACACAUUAAUCUUGUUACGACAAAAACAGAGGAAUGCGGUCAUUGGAUGGUAGGCGUUAAGCGACUACUUGAGAUGUCAAGAUCCUUGCCUGCGUAA